CACAAACCAACCCCUCCCUUGGUCCAGUGAGCAGCUUCGCUCAGAUGCCUUCAUAAGUUAGCCUUCUGGUCAUGCUCAACUGCUGCUUCCUGUGGUAUAUAAACCAUCCCACGAGGAAACAAUCCAUAUUCAGCACAAGAGAGGCUAUUCCAAAAUGAAGGCUUUCCUUGUCCUCCUGUUGGGAGCAAUCCUAUGUUUGGACUCAGGUUCUUCUUUGCAGUGUUACAGCUGCAAGUUUCAGAUCAGCAACUCCAACUGUCAGAAGAAAGAGGACUGCAAGGACAAGAAAUUUUGCAAGACAGACGUGAUCAGGAUCAGAGGGCUCUUCAGCCUCAUCAGCAAGGGCUGUGACUUGAAAUGUGAUACAAACCAAGAGGACCUUGGUUCAGGCCUCAGAAAUGUCUCCUGCUGCAACACCGACCUCUGCAAUGUCAAUGCAGCAGGCAUCAUGAGGUCCAGCUAUGGGAUAGCAGGAGGGACUACAGCCACUGUGCUCUGGACCUUCCUGAGCAAUGGACUGUGAGGAGCAAAAAGAGGACUCCCAUGAUCCCAGAAGGUCUUAGAGUGUCCUUCUUAUGAUAGGAAUUGUAACCGGGAGCAAUGUGGUGUGCUGAGCACGCAGUAUUCUUGGAGCUGAUGGCAGAUCUUUGCUGUAUGAUAGCUUCUUCGUUACUGUUGUUGUAUUGUUGUAGUGCUACUAGAUUAAAAAAAAAAAGAAAAAAAAAGUAUGCAUGCUAUCUGUAUAACACCUAAAAUAUACUUAUGUCUGAAUCAA
Columba livia (rock pigeon) is the source of this 775-nucleotide messenger RNA. RefSeq names its product prostate stem cell antigen (gene PSCA). Lineage: Eukaryota; Metazoa; Chordata; Aves; Columbiformes; Columbidae. The transcript is spliced from 3 exons. Bases 155 to 523 code for a protein of 122 amino acids. The record is from RefSeq and is a predicted model, not a curated record. Gene Ontology annotation, cellular component: plasma membrane.